Molecule: messenger RNA, 2402 nt
Organism: Epinephelus lanceolatus (giant grouper)
Lineage: Eukaryota; Metazoa; Chordata; Actinopteri; Perciformes; Serranidae
Source: RefSeq, a predicted model, not a curated record
AUGAUCACAGCUGCAGAGUACGGAGAAACAUCAUGGGAGCUGUCGGUGCAGAUCGAUCAAAAAGAUGGAGAUGAGUCCAUGAAAUUUAAGCUGAGGGUGAAGGGAGACUUGCACAUCGGAGGCCUCAUGCUUAAGCUGGUGGAGAAGAUCAAGGCUCCUCAGGACUGGUCAGACCACGCCCUGUGGUGGGAACAGAGGAACUGCUGGCUGCUCAAAACCCAUUGGACCUUGGACAAGUAUGGAAUUCAGGCUGACGCUGACCUGCGCUACACACCCCAGCACAAACCCCUACUGCUGCAGCUCCCCAAUAUGAAAACCAUCAAAAUAACUGUCAGCUUCUCCAGUGUGGUCUUCAAGGCGGUGGCGGAGAUCUGUCAAAUGCUCAACAUCAGACAUGCAGAGGAACUGUCCCUGCUGAAGCCUCCAGACGAUCCUUCUAAAAAGAAGAAGAAGAAAGACAAGAACUCAGCACACGAGGACCUCUGGGACAUCGACUUGUUUAGCGGGGGCCCAGCAGGCACAGGCCCCAUGUUCAGUAAGACCAUGACAGCCACCUACGACCCAGAGAACGGGAUGCCGAUGUCUGCGACAAGCCUUUGGUUUGGAGAGAACCCUCUAGCAGACUCCCAGCCGAACCUGCCGCCUGCUGAACUGGCCAAGAUGUACCAGCCGCUCUCGCUAGUGGACAAAGCGGUUAACAAUGCAGGGUGGUUGGACUCGUCUCGUUCUCUUAUGGAGCAAGACAUUCAAUAUGAAGAUAAGCUCCUGCUUCGCUUCAAGUACAACGUCUUCUUUGACCUCAAUCCCAAAUACGACGCUGUCAGAAUAACCCAGCUGUAUGAACAAGCUCGCUGGUCCAUCCUGCUGGAGGAGAUAGACUGCACUGAGGAGGAGAUGCUGAUGUUUGCUUCAUUACAGUAUCACAUUUGUAAACUGACCAUGUCAAGUGAACCACUGGACAACUCCAACGAACCAGAAAUAGAUGAAGUAGAGGCGGCCCUGUCCAACCUGGAGGUGACGCUUGAAGGCAGACACACAGACCGAAUUCUGGAAGACAUUACAGACAUUCCAGAGCUGGCAGAUUCCCUCCGGCUGUUUAGGCCCAAAAGACUAACGCUGCGGCCGUACAAAGAGUACUGGUUUGUGUUCAAGGACACCACUAUUUCCUACUACAAGAACAAGGAGACUGCCAGUGGAGAACCCAUCGAGCAGUUUCACCUCCGAGGUUGCGAGGUUGUCCCCGAUGUCAAUGUGACAGACAAGAAGUUCGGCAUCAAGCUCCUGCUCCCAGUUGCUGACGGGAUGAAUGAGGUGUACAUCCGAUGUGACAAUGAAACGCAGUACGCCAAGUGGAAAGCUGCAUGUAUCCUUGCCUCCAAGGGCAAGACAAUGGCCUACAGCUCCUACAAGUCAGAAGUAAGGAACAUCCAGUCCUUCCUGCAGAUGAAGAGCCUGGCGCCCCCUCCUGGUCAGGCAGCUCCGGAUCUCGAUGCCAUGGAGAUGAAUGCCGAAUGUUUUUUCUCCCCACGCUACACCAAGAGGCACAAGACCAAACAGCUAACUGCACGAAUCCUGGAGGCCCAUCAGAACAUAGCACGGCUGUCCCUAAUGGAGGCGAAGAUGCGCUUUAUCCAGGCCUGGCAGUCGCUUCCAGAGUUUGGUAUCAACUACUACAUCGUCAGAUUCAAAGGCAGUAAGAAGGAUGAGAUUCUGGGGAUCUCCUACAACCGUAUGAUCCGUAUCGACAUGUCGACCUGUCUGCCCGUCACCACAUGGAGGUUUGCCAACAUGAAGCAGUGGAACGUUAACUGGGAGAUAAGACAGGUGUCCAUAGAGUUCGACCAGAGUGUGUCAAUAGCUUUCUGCUGUUUGAGCUGUGACUGCAAGGUGGUCCAUGAGUUCAUCGGCGGCUACAUCUUCCUGUCCACGAGAUCAAAAGACCAGAACGAGACGCUAGAUGAAGACCUGUUCCAUAAACUGACCGGGGGACAAGAAUGAGGAAACCUGUGCUUCUUAUCUGUUGUUUCUUUCUGUAUGUUACAAUGUGAAAGUGCAGCAGUCAUCUUCUGUAGCAUGGGUAACCCUACACACUGUGCAAGUCACUGCUAAAGAAAAUGUAACAUGGUACACUGUAAAUUGAGUAUUUUCAGUCACAGAACAACAGUAGAAUCCACUUUUUGUCGUCAUAUAUCCUGCUGUGAACAGUUCUAGCAAUGUAUCAUGCACUAUAGAAAUAGUGGUGUUGAUGUAAAUAUGUAGUCAAGAUUCUCUCAAAAAUCAGAUGCAUUGAUAUUUGUAAGAAUUAAGCUUUUUUUUAGGUGAGGAGACGUCCUCGUUUCUAACAGGAAAAACAUUUUGUAAAAAAAAAAAGAAAUCAUUAAAGGGUUUUUUGUAUUUCACAA